UCCAUUGUCCCCCUUCUUCGCCCCCACUCGGAGUACAAAAGGGCCCCACUCUCGCGUUCGACCACGCUAUAGCCAAGACCACCACCACCAGCACCUGCCAAGAUGGGACUCUCAUCGACAAAAACCAACACAAUGGGCCUCAGCGGCACCAAGCUGCGCUUCAUGAUCGCGGCCGUCUCCAUCACUGGCUUCUCCCUCUUUGGCUACGACCAGGGCCUCAUGUCGGGCAUCAUCACCGGUACCGAGUUCAACAACGAGUUCCCGGCCACCAAGGGCGACGACCGGCACGCAACUGUCGUGCAGGGCGCCGUUGUGUCGUGCUACGAGAUUGGCUGCUUCUUUGGCGCCCUCUUUGCCCUCUUCCAGGGUGACCGCCACGGCCGCCGGCCCCUCGUCCUCGCUGCCGCCAUCAUCAUGGUCAUCGGUACGAUCAUCUCGGUCACGCCGUUUGGCCCCCACUGGGGCCUGGGUCAGUUUGUGGUUGGCCGUGUCCUGACGGGCAUCGGCAACGGCCUCAACACGGCGACGAUUCCCGUCUGGCAGUCGGAGAUGUCCAAGGCCAAGAACCGCGGCCUGCUGGUCAACCUCGAAGGCUCCAUCAUUGCCGUCGGCACCUUUGUCGCCUACUGGAUCGACUUUGGCUUCUCCUACGUCAACAACUCGUCGCAGUGGCGCUUCCCCGUCGCCUUCCAGAUCGUCUUUGCUGUGCUCCUCUUUGCCGGCAUGCUUGGCAUGCCCGAGUCGCCCCGCUGGCUCAUCGCCCAGGGCCGCACCGAGGAGGCGCGCGCCGUGCUCACGGCCCUCGAGGACAACGACAACGCCCUCGUCGAUGCUGAGUUGAGCACGAUCCACGACGCCAUCCACCGCAUGCCCAAGCAGCUCGGCUUCCGCGACCUGCUGACCAACGGCAAGACGCAGCACUUCCGCCGCAUGCUCCUCGGCGCCAGCACGCAGUUCAUGCAGCAGUUCACCGGCUGCAACGCCGCCAUCUACUACUCGACCGUGCUCUUUUCCACGUCGCUCCACCAGUCCCGCCGGCUGUCGCUGGUGCUGGGCGGUGUGUUUGCGACCGUGUACGCGCUGUCGACGAUCCCCUCGUUCUUCCUCAUCGAGCGCAUCGGCCGCCGAAAGCUGUUCCUCAUCGGUGCCACGGGUCAGGGCAUCGCCUUCCUCAUCACCUUUGCCUGCCUCGCCGCGCCCGAGACGGAGAACAACGCAAAGGGCGCAGCCGUGGGCCUGUACCUGUUCAUCUUCUUCUUUGCCUUUACUGUGCUCCAGGGCCCCUGGAUCUACCCGCCCGAGAUCAACCCGAUGCGAACGCGCACGGCGGCCGCGGGUGUCUCGACGUGCACCAACUGGAUCAGCAACUUUGCCGUCGUCAUGUUCACGCCCAUCUUCAUCGGCCAGACGCGCUGGGGUGCCUACCUCUUCUUUGCGCUCAUGAACUUCAUCUGGAUCCCCAUCAUCUACUUUUUCUACCCCGAGACGGCCGGUCGCGCCCUCGAGGAGAUCGACAUCAUCUUUGCCAAGGCCCACGUCGAGGGCACGCCGGCCUACCGCGUCGCUGCGUCGUUGCCCAAGCUCUCGCCCGCCGAGAUCCAGGCCGAGUCGGAGAAGCUGGGCCUGUUCGAGGGCGGCGCCAGCGACGAUGUCGCCAAGGAAAAGGCCAGCGCCGGCAACAGCUCGAGCACGCCCUCGAGUCCCUCCGAGGAGGAGAGCCACUAGUCCGUGGAUCCUAAUAAAAAUAAAAGCUCCCUAGAUCUGCAAGCCACGGGAAGCAAAUGAAUUCGCUGUUCUCGCAACCAUGUCAUACAGAAUUGUGCCUAUAAUCGAACGAGCAAAAGUCUUGUGCAUGCUUUGGAACAAGUCAGUGUGUCUGUUUUUGGCGAGCCUGUCCCUUUGCCGAGGGGUGCUUUACGCCUGCUCACUCUG
Acaromyces ingoldii is the source of this 1932-nucleotide messenger RNA. Its product is annotated as general substrate transporter. Bases 103 to 1725 code for a protein of 540 amino acids. Lineage: Eukaryota; Fungi; Basidiomycota; Exobasidiomycetes; Exobasidiales; Cryptobasidiaceae. The record is from RefSeq and is a predicted model, not a curated record. Gene Ontology annotation, cellular component: membrane. Gene Ontology annotation, molecular function: carbohydrate:proton symporter activity. The transcript is spliced from 2 exons. Gene Ontology annotation, biological process: transmembrane transport; carbohydrate transport.